AUGGAAAGCUCUCAACUUCACUGCAAAGCAUUUACAAAACAGCAGACGCAACUUCACUGCAUGCAAAACUUACCAUGCCCGGAGAUCCAGAGGAGAAGGAGCACCCAGGGGAGCAUGGCUCGGCUCGGGUUGGGGGGGUGCCGUGCGUACAGUGAAGGAGGGAUGUAUGGGCGAAGGGGUGGAGUGGGCACAACCUCGGCAAAACAGUCGGCGAGUGUGUGCGGUGGAAGUUGGCAAGCUCGGGAUGGCACACAGUUGCGUCUCUGUGCCGCUCUUGGGGAGGAUGAGGAUGGAGCCAACGUCUUCAAGCUGAAAUGA
Molecule: messenger RNA, 318 nt
Organism: Knipowitschia caucasica
Lineage: Eukaryota; Metazoa; Chordata; Actinopteri; Gobiiformes; Gobiidae
Source: the annotation of a GenBank genome assembly